AGGGGGCGAUGCAACGGAAGGCAGGCCCCCGAGGCCCUCCCCGCCCCAGCCCAGCAGCCCGCCGCGCCCUCCUCCCUGAGGACUAGCGCGCCCGUGUUCUCCCAGCCGCGCCGGAGCAGCGGUAAGAGGGACCCCCGGCCCGCGUGCACGUUGCGCCCCCUCCCCGGGCGGGAACUGCAUGGCGGCGCGAUCCUGAAGCCGGGAGGAUCUGCCCCGCCUUUCUGCUCUCCAGCUUUUCUUCACAACAGCCCUGGGAGGUAGGUCGGGCUGAGAGGCCCAGGACUGGCCCGGCGGGGAGCAGGAUCCGGGUCGCGCGAGCCCCAGGCCGAGGCUCUAACCGCAGCACCACACUGCCUCCCUCCUCCUCGGCCUGGCCACUCCUUCCUCCGCGCCCUCUCUUCCCAAAGUGUGUAUACAUUUAUCGACACGUGCGUUGCAACGUAGGCGAGAGAACGCGGGUCGCGGACAGAGCACGGAAAACGCCCUUGCUUACCCCGCUUUACUGACACCGAUACGUUAAGCAGGGGUUGAAGAAACACUAUUGAAAACAGCGCAUGGUUCGUGAAAUCCUUAUAAUGAAGCCCACUGUAAUGAUGAAACGCCACUGUCAAAACGGAGGGGGGCGUGCGAGCCAAGCGAGCGAAGCAAACGCCAAACGGAGCCGCGAAGAGCGUGCGUAAAACCAGACGCGCCUUACUCAACCCACGUGCCUGUUUACCUCCCUGACGCAUUGACCAAACAACCCUCCAUGUUGCAAAGCCACCUUAAUGGGCGUUGCGACAUCUCACUCCUUGUUGUUUCAUCCUGCCAGCCAGAGGUUGUGCGGUUUGGCCUUCGGAGCGACAAAAUAAGCAUCGGGGUUAUAAAGCGGCGUCCGGCGUGGUUGCAAACACGGCCUCCCCCUGGUUGGACCUAGGCGAAAUUCAAGGGGGUUGUUUGGACACCACAAGGUGUCCCUCAGCAAAGACUCCUGAGCUAACAUAGCAGUGAGGGAAUAAAAGGGGAAGGGUCCUCUUAUGGAUGAAUACAGCAGAGAGUGGGAAUCAAUGGGGAUUUCUCCCAGUGGACUGAGGCAGUGGCUUUGUGUCCCAGGCUUGCUUUUAUGGGAUUACUGUUUUUCUAAUCCUGUUUGGAAGGGCUGAGUUACCCUUACACAAACAUGGAGAGCUCAAACAAGCUCCCGAGAGGAUGGAGGAAAGAAAACAUCCCACCUGCAUUAGAGAGCUACCUGAUACCAGAGCAAGGGAAUGUCCAGAAAAACAUCAAUGUCAAACUGUAUUUGUCCCCUGGAAAUCCAGUUGCAGGAUCCCGCCAUCAAGCUGGUUCUGCCAUUCCUGGGUUCCACCACACUGGAGAGACAACGCACGGGAGGCCACGAGCUGCUUCUAUGAGAAACAGGCCUGCCGGACCUCAGCCGCAGAAUCGAGUCCAAACCAAUCUCGCUUGCCCGUAUUGGCCACUUCGGGACACCACGGCCGACCCCGCAUCCUGGCGGCAAAGCAACCUUGAAUCUAAGAGGCACAGGAUGGAACCCCUCGGCGACCCCGGCUCUCUUCCAGCUGCACGCAGCUCAUGCCCAGGUGGCUCAAGAAAGAAACCCCCCAGUGAGCGCCCCGGCAGAAGCAGUGCUUUCCCCCGGGCCGAAAGGAGCACCUCCAAGGAGAGAAGAGGGCAUGAGGGCCGGCAGGUGCGCACACAGCCAAUAGGUUCGGUCUCUGGGCCAGGAAGACCAAAUCUUGAGGCCGAUGGAAGGUCCUUCUCUCCAGUGGACUUGCUGGGGGUGUCUUAUCUAGGCUGCCUCCACCCAGAGGGUCAACCUUCUUUUACAAGCCCCAGCAGGAGUCUCGAAUCCAUACCUCCAGGGCCACCCCUCACCAUAGACCAUCUGAAGUCUUCGCCCUUGGCUGAGAGAGGCGUGUCUUCCACACUGCUCCGGACCCUCCUAGAGUCUUCCCAGACCUCUGCUGACCUGUACAGCUCCAUCCAGCGGCUGAGGCAAGAAAUCGCUGUGAUGGGAGCCUUGGGUUCCUUCCCGUGGGAGUCCAAGUCAUUGUCUCUCGCUUACCGGCCACCUGCCGAUCCCCCGGCCUCGACCUCGACUGUGCUGAGUCUCAUGGAGCAGCUCACCCCCAAGCAAGCCAGCGUGAAUUGGGGCACCCCCCUGAGUCAGGCCUGGGAUUCCAGCUUUACGAGGGGCACUGGGAGAGACAGGGAGCCCCUUCCCAUUGCCUACGAUAAAGUGGGAGUAUACGGACCCCCAGGGGAGGAGGCCUCCGACCGAGGUUGGCCCCCGGGUGUCUGCAGCAGCGUUGGCCCAACCACACCGGCCUUUCAAGGAGAAGAACGAGAAGAAAGGUACUGCGGCACUUCCUUUCGCUACCUCCGAAGCUGCUCAGGUGCACAGCGGGCUCUGGAAGAAGAGAGUCUCUGCAGGUGUCCCAAACCCAGCGGCCACCAAAGAGCCCUGGCUGCACAGGAACCUACUGCUGGAGUGCUCCACCGCUCCGACUUGGGUCUCGGGGACCUUCCCUUGGGCCUCCUCUCCACGGAUGGCUUGCAGGUCUCCCUGAAGACAUGCACCAAGGCUCCGCUGAGCAUGGGGGUGUGUGUGUAUGAUGCUCAGCAGGCAGUGCACCUGACUGUUCAUUCUCCGGGAGGACCGGCGGUCACUCCGGCGCACGAGCUGGGUAAGGGCUCUGAAGAGCUUCACGCCCGUGAGGCAGGAGAAGCCUGCAGGGCCUCAUUCAUCGCAAGCAACGUGGACGAGCAAACCCGAUGUUCACCCUUCGGGGCAGCAGCCAAAAACGGGCCCAGAGAAUAUUCCCAGGGUGCCAAACCCCUUGCUAGAGAAUGCGUCCAGGACCUCUUGAGUCCUGCAUGUUGUGACCACAGCCCUGGUGUGGAGAGAGGUCAGAGAGAGCCGCCGUGCCAUUGGGAGAAAGACGGAGGGAGAGAGAUCCUGCGAGGCGAGAGCCUGGAAGCAGAUGAUGGAUCAAUGGAGAAGAAAAAAGACAGGCCUCUGCCUGAGAGGAGGGACCCGUUGCUGGUGAAGAGCUUUGCGGCCUGGCGUGAGCACGUCUUCGGGAAGCUGGCCGUGGCCCGGGCCCAGCACGAACGCCAGCUCCUGCGCAAGGGGCUCUCCGCCCUCCAGUGGGCAGUGCAGCUGAGGAACGCCCAGGUGGCUGUCACCCAGAGAAGCCAUGCCACGACGGUGCUGGCCAACGUCUUCCGCAGGUGGCAGGAUGCUGCAGCUAAGCGGCGGGAGGCCCGAGCUUUGCGCCAGCGGGAGACGAUGACCGGCGCCAGAGAGUUGCUGCCACCCCCAGAGAGGAUCACGAAACUCCCUGCCUGGUGUCAGCUUUCGGCGGAGCAGGUGGAGGAUGCUGCUCGGUACCGCAGGGCGGAGGGACUUUUAUGGAUGCAGCUCCGUCACACGCAGGGAGCAGAAGAGCUGAACCGAAAGAUGGAGGCAGUCCGAGAGAUGAGGCGGCUGGCCGCAGCUUUCAGACUGUGGCGCCUGCGCACUGAACGCCUGGACCAAGAGGAGGCCCGCGCGCAAGAUGCUCGCGCCGCCCUGGAGAAGGCCCGCCUGGCGGCUGCUUUCGCAACGUGGCGUGCCCGCUGCCAGGCCAGCAGGCGGAUCGUGCCACUAGCGGCUCGAAUCCAGAGAGGGCUGAUCAGCCGGUGCUUUGCUGCGUGGAGGAGCUUCGCCGAGAGGCAGGUGCGGAGCUGGCACAGCCAGGAAUGCCGGCGGGCCCGGGCGCUGAGGCUGUGCUUCCGGCAGUGGGCCCUGAUGGUGCGGAGCCGGGAGCAGACCCGGUGGACGCUGCUGCAGCUGCUGGCCCUGAGGCAGAGGAAGGCCGAUGCAAGGUUUGGCCCAGCUGCACAUGCUGGAGAGGCACGGCCAGGCUGGAGUGUAGCGAGCUGGUCCCAGAGGAACGGAGCCGAGAGCCUGGAAGCCCUCUUUGGUGCCCUGACGCUGCAGGAGGCAUUCCAGGCCUGGAAGGCGAGGUGGCGGGAAUCCCUGGCGGCUACCGCUUUCCAACGAGUGCAGGCACGACGGCGGCUGGAGGAAGCCUUGGCACGCUGGCACUGGAAGUCCCUUUGCCUCCAUCCUCCCGGGCCGGGCUCCAGGGACCUCGCUGAGGACCGUCUCCUUGUCUCCCUUGAGUCUUCCCUCUCCUCUGGCUUCCACAGCAAUCCGGCUGCACCGCCCGUCUCCACGGACUCAUCGGCAAAGGAUGAGAGGCAGCUCCUUGCGAGAUGCUUUGCGCUGUGGUCUUCUGGGACUCGGCAAGCCCUGCAGGCUCAGCAGCAUCUCCGGCAUUCCCUCCUGGCCCGGGCGUUCCUUUCCUGGGCUGAGAUCGCAGCUCGGAACUCUGCGCGGCUCGAGGCCCUGGUGGAGUUCGAGCGGGCCGGGCGGCAGCGGCUUCUGGCAUCCUGCUUCAGAAGGUGGAAAACAGCGUUCUCGAAAGCCGUCCAGGAAGAGGAGGAGAGGUCCCGAAGGAGGCCUGCCGGGUGCAGAGCCGUGUGGCGCUGGAGGAAAGCCACCCGGGCCUAUCUGGCCCUGCGCUCGAUUUCUGUCCACCAGGCUUGCAAUUUCUGGACCAAAGCAGCCAACUUUCGGCAGUGCAUCCGGAAGCAGAGCAGCCUUGCUGGAGCACGGAAGCACCGGAAAAUGCCGCUCUUGUGGCCAAGCAGGCAGAGACAGAACAGAGAAGAGACACUCGGCCGGGGCUUGUCAGCCCCCUCCCGCCUGAUCAGCAGCUCGUUUCGCGUCUGGCUGAUGGCCUACAGAAGCCAGAACGGGGCUCGGAGGCCUCCGGGAAGCCUGGAUGCAGCAGGGCGGAUAGCAGGAUACAGCCAGGCCCAGAAGAGCGGCACUGAACUGGCUGCAGCCAGGGGCGACCAGCUUGGCAGGAAGUAUCUGAGUUUGUGGAGAGGCCACGUCCUGGUGCGUCAUUCCCAGGCGGCCAGGGACGCGCGAUGCCUGGGCAGGGCAUGGCAGGCCUGGAAGGCGGCUUGCAGGACACGGACUCUGCCGCAAGCCCUGGCAAAGCACAGGCUGGUGGAGUGGUGCUGGAAGACAUGGAGGCGACGGUGUCUGCAAAGCUGGGCGGCUGAGCGUUUCCAGGAGGCUGAAGAGAAGCGCCUGCUCAGAAAGGCUUUUGCAAGGUGGCAACAGGUGGCUACGGUGUCUCACGCCAGUAGAGGAAGCAUCUGCGAAAAAUCUCUCAAGGAUUCUGAACUCUUUUUUGAGGAGCAGGGUGACCCCUGCUCUCAAGAGAAGUGACUUCCCACUGGAAACUCCCGGAACUGCUGUUUGUCCAGCUUCUCGGAAGCGCUUCGCGAUGGCCAUUCAGAAGCAGGAAAUGGCAUCCCCGCCCCAAGGUGCCUCACGCAUCUGUAGGGGGCACCCAGACACAAGGGGAGGCAGUUCGCUUUUUCCAGUGGGGUCACAGCCGGGUCCACGUUUUAGCGGGCAUUCAGACACUCGCAGCUUCAUGCAGUACCGACUGUGCCAGGCCAGACCGGUGUGCCUGCGCUUGGCGAGGUGGGGCUGAGAACCCAGGUACACGGCUCUGCUUGACGCAGCCCCCCCCCCCCCGGUCGCGUGGCCCCAGAACAUGCAUGCAUACAGGAAACCGCCUGGUUCUCUUCUCUGUUCCCUCCUUUGUUCCUUUGUUGAAGCCCUUCCAAUUUUCCUCCAGCAUGUGGGGCAGGGGGUUAGAGGGGGUUGCCUCACAGCUGGAAAAUCUCACCCACGGACCCCCUGCCUGUGCUGAAGUCCAUCAGCUCUUCAUUUGAUGCUCAGCAAAGCGGGGAAACCUCCCUCUCCCCCUCCAGGUUUCUUUUUUCUGCAGAUUAGGUCGAUGAUGAAUUAGCCUGCUGGGAACAGCUGAGUCUCCCC
Molecule: messenger RNA, 5911 nt
Organism: Varanus komodoensis (Komodo dragon)
Lineage: Eukaryota; Metazoa; Chordata; Lepidosauria; Squamata; Varanidae
Gene: CUNH1orf167
Product: chromosome unknown C1orf167 homolog
Exons: 18
Coding region: 1160-5293 (1377 amino acids)
Source: RefSeq, a predicted model, not a curated record